Capsaspora owczarzaki ATCC 30864 is the source of this 14007-nucleotide messenger RNA. Its product is annotated as vacuolar protein sorting 13B isoform 4. The transcript is spliced from 2 exons. NCBI's taxonomy places the organism in Eukaryota, Filasterea, Ministeriida, Capsasporidae. The record is from RefSeq and is a predicted model, not a curated record. The coding region runs from base 1 to 14007 and encodes 4668 amino acids.
AUGCUGGAGGGGUACAUUACUCCAAUUCUGCGCUCGUACAUUGACAAGUAUGUCAAAAACCUGCAGGCGUCCGAUCUCAAGCUCUCCGUGUGGAUGGGCGAUUUCGUCCUCCGCAAUCUCGAGCUGCGUCUCGAUGUCCUCGAGCGCGAGGCGCACAUGCCGGUGCGCUUUCUGAGCGGUCGCGUCGCCGAGCUGCGCGUGCACGUCCCGUGGACCAGGCUGACCUCGGAGCCAGUCGUCCUCACCUUCAACACGGUCGAGCUCGUCAUUACAUCUGCAACGUCCGUGCAACACGACGCCGCCGAUGCUGCUGCUGCUGCUACUGCGGCUGCUUCGACUGCUGCCGCCACCGAUCGCCCUUCGGCCACGUCCUCAAUUGCAUUCAACCCAGACACCGCCGCCUGGGCCUCCAACCCAUCGAGCGAGGCUGGUAGUGCACUGGGCAUGCCCAGUACGGGCCCUGAUGCUGGCGCACGCGAUGCUGCCGCGGACUCGUCGGAAACCAAUCCAAACCCCAGCGCUUCGACUACUACUGCGAGUGCUGCGACAACAACGGGCUAUCUCGGAGCGCUGAUAGCCAAGAUUCAAGAAAACAUUUCAUUAUGCAUUAACAACCUAAUCAUCAAGUAUGUCGAGGGCGACAUUGUCUUGACGCUCACGUCGAAAGGCGUGCAAAUGCGAACCUGCUCGGCAAAUUGGUUGCCAGCCUUCGUAGAUCGGGUGGCGGGAGAGCUGCGAUUGUUGAGCAAUGCUUCCGCCACCACGAGUCAAGCACCGGCAUCAGCCAAUGGUGCAACUACAGAUGGGAGUGCGCGAUUCUCAGCCACAUCGAUGGCGCAAGUCGCGCCAAGCCCUACCAAAUUUUCGUCGCUGGCUUCCGCAACAUCAGCCACUCCAACAAGCAGCGGUGCCAGUCCAGCCGUGCCUGGCGUUCCCACUGGCGCCACCCUUGUCCUGCCAGCCUCUGCGCUCGAACUGCAUCGGCUGUUGGAGCUGACGGAUGUGACCUUCUGCCUCGACCACCGCAACUCCUCGGGCUCCAUUGACGUGUUCCAAGAGCCUCUGCUGUAUCGCUCGACCAUUGCCGCACGAAUCAAAACAGACUACGAUGCCACCAACCCAAGUGUCAGCGUGGCCACGGCAAUCAACCUGUUUAGUCAGUCCAUGCGCUGGUCCCUGACCGAAAAGCAAAUUCCCAUGCUCUACUGGCUCUACAACCGUUUCUGGGAUGUCUAUUACGACUUUUAUCGCAACACUCCGCUGGUGCCUGAAUGGGAUGGUUCUGCAGGCGACAGCGACAAUGCAACAGUCGCAGCCAACCACGACAACAACAACGACGACGCUGACCCUUCUUCUGGUCCUGGCCAUGGGUCGGCUGCUGCCCGGAAACACGCCGCCCAUCAGGCAUUUGAGCGGCAACAGAAUCACCUUGAAGAAGAACGACGACGGCAGGCAAGCGCAUUAGCUCUGCAACAGCAGCAGCAAGAUCAACAAGCAGGGUGGUUGGGCUGGGCAUCGUCUUGGUUUACUGCUCCCCUCGGCACUCCUUCCGAUCCACGCGUAGCACAACCGUUUGACAAGACAUUUCAAAUCCCCCGGAAAACCGGCAGCUCGGCCUUGACUUUUGGUAUCUACGUUCCGUCAUUGACCCUGGCGUUGACUGCAAUGAUCACGUCACCCCCUCCGAGCACGCCUCUUGACACGGCGGCUGCAUCGACUGAGGUACCAGCAUCACCUGGCGUCGACCUUGCUGGCUCUUCGUUUGCUGGCCGCCCUAUUGCUCCACCUUCCAAACCCGUUCCACUCCGGACUGCGCAUUCGCGUGUUUUGGCGGUCCCCAUCAUGCUUUUCACGAUGAGUGGCUGCGGCCUGGAAAUUACCAACAAACCGGGUCUGCUCUCGGUCUGCAUGGGAGCUCAAUACAUUGUAGGCAGCUGCAGCUCCUCCGCUUCUCCGUGCCCUGCGCCCAUCACGAGCUCUGGCACGGCUGUCGCGCCAGACGCCGGGAUUUCAGCGUCGACUGGUGCUUUGAGCGGCAUAGCCACCCCUGCCUCGACAGCUUCGACAUCAGCGCUCUCCUCCUUGCAGCAGUUUUCCUUGGAUGGCCCUCUGUCGCAACGACCCGCCAUCCAACUGGGCCCUCCUUCUGGCCGGCGGCGGCCGAGCGAUGCGGGACAGACGGGCACCAGCUCACUCUCUGCACCAGGCGCCUCUUCCACGUCACUUCCCUCGUUGGGUGGCGGUGACGCGCAAACCGACCUCGACCAGCCGUUCUUUGAGUUGGGCGUGGCACCUUCCGCAGUUGGGGCCGCCCCGCCCCACGCCUUCCUUGAAGGCUCGUUUUUCGCGCCGCCGGAAGCGACGGUCGGCUCUGAUCCAUCUCUUCCAGCCCGCUUUUCCGCCUUUUCUGUGCUGUAUGCUGGCGGCCAGCGUGGCGCUGUCGAGCGCUUGUCUCAUCUGUUGCGCAACGAGGAUCGCAACGUUACGCACACUGGCGUUUCGCAGCGCACUCUGAAAACGAAAAUCCGGCUGGCUUUCGGUCCCCUCACCAUCUUGUUUACAAACCAGCUCACCUCCAAAUUGUCGGCUUUUGCAUCUGUGAGCAAAGAGCUCGCUCUCGCCCAGAGCUCCCCAGUCCCAGUCCCCGUAUCCCCAAAGCAUACCCUGCCAUUGCACGAGCUCGCCUCCGUCAUCAAGCGGGCUCCAAAGCGGCAUUUUCACGUGUCCUUUUCGUCACUGCUCGUCUUGCUACCCGCAUCUCGCCAUGUGACAGUGCCGCGCGAACUCAACCGACGCGUGGCGACGACCGCCUUCAAGUUGACCUCUGCAUUUGACAAGCGAGGUCUGGGCCCAGUCGCCGUCCCUGCAAACGUCGCCCCUUGUCUUGCACUGCGCUUUGCGAAAUUCGAAUGGCACCUGUCUUCUCUGGCCAACAUUUCGAGGCUGUCUCGCGUCGUGAAUCAAGCGUACCCCUCCAAUGACGGCGCUGCCUUCCGACGAGUACAUUCUGCAGCGGCGCUCACGCUGGUGCAGCACUUCUACUCUGACACCCUCUUUCGCUUUCAAGAUAUGGAUGCACACCUUGUCUACCUGGAAACCCAAGAGCUGUUGGCUGAAACCUCCGCUGCCGGCAGCAAUCGAGUCUAUUCUCUCCGCCCCCCAACCGAGAUGGCGCGCCUCGUCUCUCCGACGACGGUCAACAUGCACGUCCAUUCUUCUCUUCUGUUACCAGAGUGGCACGAGAUUCUGUCCCAGAGCGAGCGCCAUGUUACCAUGAGCUCGCUCACGAUGGGAAUGACGAUGCCGCAGUGUGUGCUGCUCACGCGCACAUUGCAGUCCUGGUCAGAAGGAACACCGUCAACGGAGCCAACCAUCCGCGCGCCUCAGCUACCGAUGGCAGUCAUUCUUGCCGAUGCGCUUUCGUUGGAGCCUCGGCCAACCGCUGCGUCGUUCAAGCGCCUGCUGGUUCAGGUGACUGGGGUGCAAUUCGAAAAGUGUGUCACUCGCGAUGUCGUUGCGACCAUUGCUACGUUGGACAGCGUGCGUGUAACGCUCGAUCAUCCGCAAGCCACCUCGACGUCGCCGGCUCCCGCAGCCAACCCACUAUUGGUACAGCAGGCUGCCACCUUGGACCCGGGCUUCCAAACCGUCGUCCUCGUCCACGCCCCUGCAAGCACCAUCGAGUCGCGCCAGUCCGUGCUGGACGCCUCGGGCGCGGCACCUGCUGAGCAACAACGACAACCGCUGGAUGCGUCCGCCCUCGCCAAGCCAUACCUCCGUGUCGUUCUGCAGCGCAAAGCGCCGCCAAGCGCGAGUGGGUCGGUUGUUGCUAUGGGCACAAAGCUCAGCACGCCUGUCGCCCGGCCCAUCCUCGUGGUUGAAGUUCGAGGAACGAGUGCGUGCUUUGACCCGCAGCUGCACGCGUGGAGCGCCUACGAAGCCGCGCGCAUGAUAGAACUUGAGCGCUCAAACCCGGCCCUUCUGACAGACUCACUACACAACACGCGCAUGGUACCGCCAGCCAUGGUGGAGUACAAGCCGGAAAGCACCACCGCGCCUGUCGCCGAGCAGCAACCCCCCGCGACCGAUUUGAAGUCAUUCUCCCAGCGGACCCGCACCAUGAUUACAGACACGCUUGCCCCCUCGAUCAGCCACAUUGACAUACAUCCGGUGAUGUUGUAUAUGCCCGUUGAGACGAUUGGGCGCGCACAGUCCGCGUCACCCAACGCUCCACCCGUGUCGGCAGAGCUGGUUGGGUCGCCGUGCGAACAUGUCGCUCGCUUGCUAAGCCGGCAAGCGCUUUCUCCGACUGUUGUGUUUGUUUCGCCCCGUGUGAACGCCUCUACGUCCACACUCGAUGGAAAAGCCGUGCCGAACUGGGUGUUGGACCCCGCCUUGGCAAUUCCUGUCGUCAAGACCGCCGAUCCCAUGGCAUUCGUGUCGGAUUCGCAGGCAUCCGAGCAGACUCGUACCUUCCGCGUGACUGCAGAUGGCGUGGCCGUUGUCGCACUCCACGACCGAGCAAGCACCCUUGUGCUACGGCCCGUGCAGCUGGUUGUGGAAUGUGGCUAUGAUGUCACUGCGAUGCCAAACAAGGUUUCUGUCGCGAUUGACACGAGUCGCGAUGCCGCGUCGUUUGGCCACUUGCUUCCCAGUCUGUCGCCAACCGCUUUGCUGUCCAUGCGAGUGUCUCACGUCCACUUGCAGCUCUCGGCCCUCCCAGCCGUCCUUCUCGCAACUGGUCUUCGACGGGGCCAGGACAUUGCCAUGGCGCUGCGAAAUCCCUCGUCAAUACUGCCAGGGGCGGUGCAUGUGCCUCCGGCGACGGCUUCCACUUUUGUUGAACCGCCAUCCCCACGAGGCGCCAAUCCUCCCAUUUCGAGCGUCGCAGCCAACCGGUCGAACACAGCCACAGCAAUCCCUUCGAGAAGCGAUGGAUCUGUGCAUCACCUCACCAUUUGCGCCUCCGUCGAGGCCCUGGAGCUGACCGUUGUGCCGGAUCACGUUGCCGAGGUCGCACCUCCGGCUUCUCCACGCCUUGCUCCACAUGUCCAGAUUGUGAGCACCACGCUGCGAAUCGCCGGUCUCUCCAUGGCUGCCAUCCACGACCACAGCGUGCUUGAAGCGAGCUGCGUGGCUGCCUGUGUGGAAUCAAUCAGCGCCAGUAGUUCUCUCUCGCGCGGGUUGUCCGCCACGUCGUCCCCCUUGCGUGACAUUAUCCAUCAUGUGCGCAUCGACAAGGCGGAUGAGCACGUGUCGAAAAAUGCCGGGGCGCCGGGUUCCUCCAGGCUCUCCAGUUUGGCCGCCGAGUGCGACUUGCACUGCGCCCACACGGCUGCGAUCAAACUCGAUCAGCUCGUGCUGGCACGCCACAAUCUCAGUGCAGGUCUAGACCGUGUUUCCAACGCCACCCAUCAACACCCGUCCUCUGCUCGAUCUGCAAUCGACUCGAGUCGAGCAUGGGGCGUGUUUGGCUGGAAGCACAAACGCAUUGCCUUGGUUGGCGGCAGCGUUGGCGCCGUCACGUUGACGCUUCAUGGCGGCGUGCUGAAAGCAUGCACUCUUUCGCUUACUCCAUCGCCACGUCUGCGCGCAUUGGGCCAGAUGGCCACCGACCAUGCAUUCACGACUCUGCGCGCCGUGCGAUCCGCCUCAUUGAUUGAGGAUCCACUUGCACCUCUCAUGUCACCGCUAUCUCAGUGGACUCGCUCCAGCGGCAUCAAUGGCAACACCGACAGCCCUAGUCCCACUACGAUGGCCAUGCCGCUCGCUUCGACCUCCACCCCGACAUUCCCGCUACCCGGGUUUGCCCAGCUGAGCAAACCACUCAUUCAUGUUUACUUGCACCCACUGCAAGUCGUGCUUCCCACCUUGGAUCCCGGAACUCAGCUGGAACUGCCCGUGCACUCGCGGCUGGCGUUUGGCUUUGGUUCGAUUCUGUUGCAAAGCGUCCAUGCUGUGCAACCGACGGACGACACUGCCCAGCUUCAUCUGAACGGCUUGUAUGCUGUGUGUGCGGGCAGUCAGAUGCUUGCUCCGUGCGACGUGGUCGUGGCCUCCUCCACCCAUGCCGCGGAAGAGCUUGUCGAGCUGCGCUUCCCUCCAACAGUCGAUUUCUUGUUGACGGAACGCUUGUUGGCAGAGUUUGUGUUGGUGGUCAAGUCGCAAACCGCCGCCGCCGAAAGCAUCUCGAUGAGCCAACCACCACCACUACUACCACUACCGCCACCAGAUCGACAGCUCGGAUCGGCUGCACCCAUCAUGGGCGCUUCCACCACGCCCAUUCUUUCCUCGCCGAUCACGCGAUCAAGCUCAGUCGUUGAUGGGCUCCCCUCCCUGCCAGGCCCGGCCUCGCUUCCAUCCAUUCCAGCAUCCAAAACGCUUCGGUUGCGUGCCAGCGCGCCCCGAAUUCGUGUUCGUUUGCUGUUCUCGGCUACCGGCGGCAGGACACCACCUGCCGACGACUCGCGUGAAAUCCUUGGCGAACUGAUCCAGCUUGUCUCCGAGGCACGCCAGAUCAAAGGCGCUGUCGGAUGGCGUGACGCGACUGCCAGACUGGACGAUGUGCAUCUCGCCAUUUUAACGCCCGUUAGUACGACCAAGGCUGGCUUGUCCACCGUCCGUGAAAAUGUGCUGUCAUCGUCGACUGCCGAGGAUCGGGAAGACGCUCCAGUUCUCUCGGUGGGUGCUUCGCGCGUUGCAUCUACGUGGUCGAAUCUGAGCCAUUACGCGUUGUGGAGUGUACAAGGCCAUAUCCAUCGCCACCUGCUGCUCAGCCUGACUCCUAUGAGCGUUGCGUGCAUUCUGAACGCGAUGCUAGGCAUUCAGCGGAACAUGGAGGAAAUCACAGAGUCCACAGGCGCCUCGUUUUACGGCUUGCCGAGCUAUGCAGCUCCCUCCUCUGCUGUCGUUGCUGGCUCGCUACUGGUGCAUGUGCAUCUGUCCGCUGAGCGUCUGCAAGUGGUCCUCGGGGGUGUGGCGCAGGGGGAUGAAUUGGAGCAGAGUCUGGUGAUGCAGAUCAAGCGCAUUGAUGGCAGCUACGCCGCCAACACCAACCACCCGCAGCCUCCACCCUCCGUCAAGUCUUCCAUUCCGGCUGUUGGUGGGUCGGGAACGCUGGUUGCGUCGCAAGUGAGCGUUACACUGGCCACUCCAGCCGCCAAACCACCACGUCGCGGGCUGGCACCACUGGCGGAAAUCUUGCGAAAUCUUGCUCCCAUCGUCGAGCCGUUUGAUUUCGGAAUUGCAGUCGACGUCGUGCAUCUGCUGCAUCCGGAAUGUGCUGCUUCCGUUGUACUUUCGUGCGGCAUCCCAACGCCAGUCACCGUCCGAGUUGGCCAAGUCUCCGGCCUCUUACUGUAUCGAUUCUUGACGGCAGUGCAGGCUCGUGUUGUGAGCGCUGCAUCCACGGCACCCGCCGUACCAGAAACGACCACUUCUCAGCCCGAUCCAAGCGCUCUCUCGCCAAAUCUCACAAAGCUGAUCCGUGCAGCGUGCGAGGCGCAUGAGCACGAAUCUUCGCUGCGCUUCCGCCGGCUUACAACACCUUGGCCUGCCUUCAAAGCGAUCGACCCAACGGUGGACGACAUACGACGGGAAGGUUUCGAGUAUCAAACAGAGAUUCUUCCUGCUGCCACGCUGCCCCAACCCGGCCAAGUCUGCUUUUCGCGAGAGUCUGAUUCCGUCGGUCUCCAUCCCACAAUGCUAACGUGGAACUACGGCCACCGGCGCAGCGUCUCGCAAGUCAAAGUGCUGCCGGUCGCGUUCUUUCCCGCGUCGCCCAACCUGGACACCUCGGAGCUGUGCGUGGUGCAGCAUCCAGACACUAACAGCAGCCCGUUUAUUGUUUGCGAGCUUUCGUGGUUUGAUGAGAUUCGCCAAGCUUUCGUGCCCCUCCAGCGACUUGCGCUGUCCGAGCAAGAAACGGCGAUGAGCCCAUUACAAGGCGCGCCAGCGGCGCGGCUGUGGCGAUUGCGACUGCUCGUCGAAGGCAUGACUGAAACCGAUCGCGUCACCAUCCUCACCCAGCGAGACCGCCAGCCGAUUGCUGCAGAUCGAUCGCGAGCGCCAGCCCUCUCGUCACUCGCCCUUGCUGGCGCCGUCAGCAUCUCGUCGUGCAGAGUUCCGCUUGCGACGCCGAAUCUCGAAGCUGUCCUCCGUCUGCCCGAGCUGAAGAUUCUUCUUGUCAACCAUCCAGCUUCCACUUUCAACAUGCCGCAAGUUCCCCAGCCAGAAGGGGAGCAAGAGUCCAUCAGCAGUAGCUCGCACAGCCAUGCCGAGCAUCGCUCAGACUUGCCUUUCGCGUACAUGACGCUGGAUGCGCUAUCCCUUCCCGUACAGCGAGGCUCGCUUCCGAUCGAGCAGGAGGUGGUCGAGUUUUCGCUUCCAACUGGAUUCUGCGCCCGUGGACAAUGGUUUGCCGGCGCAGCGCGCGAUCCCCGGGGUCUCAAGAUCGACGCCACGGUGUCCACCAGUGUGGCGUUGGAAGUUUUAGACCCUUCUGAUCUCUGCUGGACGACCGUCAUCCCGACAACCAGCGUGCACGUUGGUCUUCGACAGAGCGCAAGUCCCUUCCCAGCCUGGCCUGCCAGUCCCAUCAACGCGACUGCCAGCGUGCCUCACCUGGCCAUCGCCCUCUCUCCGGCCAUUGCGUUUGGUCUGGUCUCUGUCAUUGAUCUUUGGUCUAGUGGCGUGACGCGCGUGUCGUCAUCGCAGGACACUGUGCUUCGCGACCCAAACUUGACACCUGCUGCUGCACUCGCGCUCGCCUUGUCAAGUCAGGUGCCAGUGAUGCACUAUCGCUACGUUAUUGUCAACGAAACUCAAGUGCCGCUGCGUUUCGGCCAGCUGAACACGGACGAAGACCUGAUCUUGGACUCGGGUCACGCCAUGUUCUACAGCUGGCGUCAAACGACAGUGUCGCUCGCCCAACAGCUUCAAAUACAGCGGAGCAACGCGUCGUCCGACUCACCCGCUGCGUUGAAGCCCCGCCGUCUGCUGCACGUUUGCACGGCGGGCCCGCUCGGCGCGGACUGGCGAUGGUCUGACCCGUUUUCGAUUGAUACAGCCCACCCGACAGAACUACCCCUUACGCUGUACAUUGGUGGAGCGCGCUGCCGCGCUGCAGUCUUUUUGAAUGUUCUUGCCGGUGGGCGAGUCGAGGUGACAAUUCGGGGGCACGCAUCCAUGAUCAACCGAGCGUCCAUUCCGUUGGACUAUGUGGUGUGGUCGGAACGGUCUGUAGAAGCUGUGGUUGUUGGCAGCACUCGCCGAACUGAUCCAUUGAACGCGGCCGCCAUUGUCGCUGUUGACAGUGAAAAGCAAGCACAGCUUCCUUUAUUCCCGUUUGCCAUGCCGGCGGACGUCAUCCAAGCGCGGCCAGAUUCUGACGAGCUGGUCAAGAGCGAGUGCUACGGACAAGGUCGAGUCUCUCCCAACUCUACGCUUUCAUUUGUGAUUCCCGAGUCGGCCGAUAUGCAAAUGCUGCGCGCUUCUGUUCACGGAGUCGAUGUCACGGCGCGAACUUUGACUGAGGCGUUGUGGUCAGUCCCAGUGGAACUUGCCGGCGCGCUGACUUUGCAUCCCCGGCCCAUUGUGCGCAUCCUGCCAGCACUGGCCGUUCCGUGUGUCCGGGUCCCGCGCUGGCUGGACACCACCAGCCACAGCGGCACUCAUGGAGGUGCGACGGCAGAGCCGCUCUCCACGAUGGUAAGCUGUCACAUCACCCAGCGACCGCUCCACGACAGCGCCAAGCCUGUGCCAACAGUGUCAUUGGCUGCCACUGCGACAGAAAGCGCUGCGUCUGCUGGUGCGCCUGCUGCCUUUGCGCCACUGAUUCGCCUCAUCACCUCCGACACCCUCCUUGUGCGCAACGAGCUGCCACACGCGAUUUCGCUCAUUGUGGUGCCUGCUCCAAGUGCCAAAUCGGAUCAGGUGGUGGUCCCGCGCGUCAAGCGACUCGCCCCUGGUGCUUUGACGGCACUGUCGCACUUUGACCCGGAAGCGCCUCGCGAUUCUGUGCUUGUGGCCCAUGCCGAUUGCCCGGCGAGUCAGUGGAUGACACAGCUUCAUACCGCAACUCCGAUCGUUGACGUGCUUGGCGACGCGCUGCAAGCCGUCUCUGAGGCGGCCAGCGGCGCCACGUUAGACGCUACGGCCAUGGCAGCAGUGCCGUCGACGCUGAUUGAUGUGGCUGGCGGCGUUGUCUCAAGCGGCUGCUCUCUGCAUGCUCCCGUGGUGCGUUCGCACCAAACUCGCACCAUCUGUGUGCGCCCGUCCUUGUUGGUUGCGAAUGGGUCAAGCUCGCUUGAACUGGCGCUCGAGAGUACUGGUACUAAAACUCAAACCACUCUACCGACGGUCGUACUUUUCAAUCGAGCUGAAGUGGUGGCACCUCAGUUGGUUCUGGCCGCAGUGAGCUCCCUUCAAGCUCGCAAUCUUCUCACGAACGAGGUCUUUGCUUGCAAACUCGAGCGCUCGCUCAAGGAAUCGUUCGAAAAUGGCCAGAGACCAGCACCUGACUUUGCACCGCCUGGCUUUGUCGUCGCACCUUCGCCAAUUUCCGUGCGGCUAACUCUUGAUGCUUUGCCCACACUCGAGACGGCGCCUCAAACUGCAACCACCGCUCCAGGAGGGGCCGUGGUCGAGCUGGUCGCCACUGUAACUUUGACCACCGUGGCACUGUCGGAUGCGUUUGUCGUGUACAAUGGCACUCCCUUCCCGUUGUGUGCCCAGACGGUGGCGAUCGCGGCAGACGCGUACCAUUGCGAUGGCCCCGUUUGGAAUGGUCCUCGUCAUGUCAACCAAAGCUCAUCCUUCACUGUCGGUCCGGUUCAGCUGCUUCCCUCUAUUGGCACUGUGCAGCUCUACUACAAGGAGACGAGCUCAUCGGCGGGCGUCGGCCUCAAUCCUCUCGUGGCGGCCGCGGGCCCCUCGAUCCGUCGCUUCCUGCAGGUCACUGUGGACAAGGCAGAUCUCCUCCAUCCUGAGCGAUGUGCUUGGAUUGCGCUCGACGAAGCGUACUCUGGUGCCGAGCUGCCUGUUUGUCUGAGCGUGCAUGCUGAGGGAAUCUCGCUGCCAUUGCUCGUGGGCAUCGACACUUCACAGGGAUCGUGUGUCAAGUCGGUCAACAUCACUUGCAACUAUGGACCGCGUUAUUUGCUCCGAAACGCGCUCCCGUACGACGUUGAAGUGUGUGAGCGCGGGCGUGAGCGCAACCUUGUUCGGAUCACGUCUGGCAGAAGCGUCUUUUUCACGCCUAUCGCACCACCGCUCGAGCUUGACGACCAAAGCGCCACGCAUGCGCGGCGACAGUCCUCGGGGGCCAGCAGCGCCUCGUUUGCUUCCGUCGACUCUGCACCAGUCAGCACGGCUCCGGCCACCGCUUUGCUGCUUCGCGUAUCGCAGCUCGGCAGCACUUCUGCAGAUUCCAAAUGGAUGUCGCUUGGUGCGUGCAGCCGAAUGGGAGUCAAUCGUCUUGAAGCCGAUGGCGCGUCAGACGACCACUCGAUCGAAAUCCAAACCAUCCUCAAUGGAAGUGUUCGCCAUGUCUUCUUUAAGCUGCCGCAAGCCGAAGGUCUUUUGUCGAGCGCAAAUAGCGCCGUUUCCGCGGGUUUGUCACCCCCUGCAUUCGCAACGCAGCAAUCGCUGUCGCUGAGCCUUGACAGGAUUUCUGUUGUUCUCUUUGCCACCUUUGGCAAGGCGCAGUCGUCAGGCGACGUGCCUUCGGCUCACUCCGAACCGCAAGCCGAUGGAGCGUCCACACCAAGCGCCACCUCAGCCCCUGCGAAUGCUGGUAGUCGCUCUGCCUCUUCGUCGCCAGUGUCUGUUGAAGUGCUGCGCCUCACCAUCCGAGGAGUUGCUCUGACACGAUACUCAACCCCGGACCGGAAUGCCCACCACCACUCCUUCCCGCUCUUCUUUGAUGCACGCAGCUUGAUUGUCUCGGGCGACCAAGACCACCUCACGCCCAUUCAGAGACUCUGCUCGCCCGGUCAAGUGUCCAGCCUUCAGCUGGUGGUCGGAGACAUUCAGCUCGACAACCAGCUGAUCGAUCGCCCUUAUUCGUUCCCCGUGCUGCUGCACCGCUUGCGAGAUCGUCAGUGGUGCUCGUCGCCGGAGCAGGAGCACAUGCCCAUGCUCAUGGUCAGUAUUUCCCGCGUGUCCUCGGUCUCGGGAUAUGCCGGCCAUCGAUCAAGCAAGCGAUCCAGCGGAGUCGCCCAGUUGGUUGAUGGCAGCGCGUUGCUUCACCACGUGUCCAAUCUAGCGCUUUCCGGGGUGUCCGCUUUCUCUGUGCAGCUGCAACCUUUCGCUGUUAGCGGUGAAGACAUCAUGCUGUACUGCCUGGGUGCGGUUGGUGGACAAUUUUCCAUUCGUGCCAACGGUGGAGUCAGCGCCUGUCCUCCCAUGCUUCCACCAAUGCCUGCUCGCCCAACCAGCAUGCUUCCCGCCAUUCUCGCGGCGCCCUUCUUGUCGUUCGAACAGCAGCUGACCAAGGCGCCGGCCACGUUUACCGAAACCAUCCACAUUGCCCCGGUCUGCAUCGUUGUCACCGUCCAUGCGUCCAUCAAGGUGUUUAUUUCCAUCGACCGCAUGCCGCUGUACCUGUCUCCGAUCGUCUUGCGCCAUGUUCACGCUCAAACCAGCCGCGUCUUCUCCAGCGUCGUGGCGUCCAAGUACAAGUCCAACCUCCUGUACAGCGCGCCUUCGCUUGUAGGCUCGCUCGAGCUACUCGGAAAUGUGACGGGCCUCAUUCGUAGCAUUCGCGCUGGUGUGAGUGACCUGGUCUCGCUUCCUCUUGCCGGAUUGCGAGGCCACCGUGCCGGCCCCAACCGCUUCUUGGCUGGCCUGGGCGAGGGCUCGCUCUCGUUUGUGCGACAUGUCGCGGCCGGCUCGCUCUCAUCGAUUGCCAGCUUUAGCUCGAGCGUUGCCCGUAACAUUACUCGCCUCCAUGUGGACGAUGCCGUCUCGAGCGCCGUAACGUCGGCCAUUACGACAAUUCCGCGCAAGCGGUUUUACACGGACGACGAUCGCGCCUCGUUCGUUCCAUUCGCCCAGGGGUCUGACGGCGAAUCCACUUCUGCUGCAAGCCGCAGUCUCGCGAUGCUGAAGGCACAGCUCAUUCGGCAUGAUCUCGAUCUUGAGGCCCUCCAGACCCAGGCCAACCAGGGAUCAGUCGUCCAGGCGGCUGCGACUGCCUCGCUCGAUGAUUACGGCGCAUUCAUGUCGCGUGUGACGGGUGGCGCCGGACUCCGUCCGUCUGGUGCUGCGGAUGGGCUUAGCAAGGGCUUGCAAGCGUUUGGCUACGCCAUGAUUGGUGGUAUUGCUGGCAUUGUCGAAAAGCCACGCCAGUCCUUCAACUCCAAUUCGUCCGUGGUUCUAGGUCUUGGCCGAGGCCUGCUUGGAGCCAUCGCCUCUCCAUUGACAGGUGCCAUGGCUCUCAUCAACUAUACGUCGCGCGGCCUUUUGGAAACGGUUUCGACGGACAAGUCUGUUGGCCCGUUGCAGCCGCCCUUGGCCGUUUUGGCUGCUGCUGGACCCAAUCCCGGCCUGAUUGAUGACUGGAUUGCAACGCUAAAGGACUUGCCACGCCGUCCGAGCCUGGACAAGUACCGCAUGACCCUGCUGCACUCGCCGACGGCCGCGUUGAAGACCCACUCUGCCCUGUCCAUGGUUGUGUUGGAAGUUGUUUCGACGGGCGGACUCCGAGAGGUGCUGUCCGUUGGCGGGGAAUUGUCCAGCAGUGGCUACUCACCUCUGCUCCUACUUCUCUCCAAGGAUCAUUUCACUGUUGUGGAUUUGCUGCACGACACGGUUCGGCAUCAGCAGCCUCUUACCAACGUCGUCUCCGCCGUUUUUGACACACCAUCUUCCACCCUUGUUCUGGAAACCGUCGUGGCUGCUCGCGCGAGCGCCUCGCCCACCAGGCGUCGGCUAGUCUUCAAGAUCGAACGCACCAUGGCAACGGAUCAUUUUGUCCGCAAACUGAUUCGCCAUUCGAGCGAGUAG